Molecule: messenger RNA, 4510 nt
Organism: Phlebotomus argentipes
Lineage: Eukaryota; Metazoa; Arthropoda; Insecta; Diptera; Psychodidae
Gene: Kpc1
Product: E3 ubiquitin-protein ligase RNF123
Exons: 7
Coding region: 315-4181 (1288 amino acids)
Cellular component (GO): cytoplasm
Molecular function (GO): ubiquitin-protein transferase activity; protein binding
Source: RefSeq, a predicted model, not a curated record
CCACUCAAUUAAAAUACAAUCUACAUGAGUGAGUGAAAAAUUGCGACAUAAUAUCGUGCAGCUGGGGAUAAUUAGCGAAUCCUUGAAUAUCAGAUGGGAGGGAGAGAGAGAGAGAGAGGACUGGCUGGAGAGACAAAUGGCGCGCAAAUGAUUGCUGCUGUCAGAGAGUGGGGGAGAGAGUGUGCAAACAAAAACAUACGCAGGAGCACUCUCGUUUCCUUGGACUAUUUCCACAUCAGAGAGCUGCUCCUGGCCUCGAAAUCAUGAAGAAAAUUGUCCAGUGAGUGUGCACAAGUGGCGGAAGGUGCAGUGCAAUGGAAAUCUCUAGUGUUUUAGUGGAAAUUUUCGGUGAAUAUCCCUCUCUAACCUACAAAUCGGGGGUGCAACUGAAGUCUUUGACCCUUUCUGAGCAUCUUCAUGAGGUCACGGAGUGGUUGAAGGCGAAGGCGGUUGACGACGUGAAUGCCGAUGAUGAGAAGAUUGAGGAGCAGGAUGGUCGACUGGGACCAGCAAAGACCAUCUUUGACAAGGAUCCGGGCAAUCCUCUGGUGUCCAUCUCUCCUGAUCGACUCACCGUACAGUCUCAGAGUCCCUUCUCAACAGUACGAGCAAACUGUUGUGUCUUUCAAGGAAAGUGGAUGUACGAAGUGCAGCUGCGCUCAAAGGGAGUCAUGCAGAUUGGCUGGUGCUCCGCAAAGUGCAAGUUCACCACAGACACUGGCGUGGGCGACACAAAAUACAGCUAUGGCCUGGAUGGGAGCAAGCAGAGAAUCUGGCACGUUUACACGAAGAAGUACGGACCUUACUGGCGCAGCGGCGAUGUCUUCAGCGUGUGCCUGGACAUGGAUGGGGGAAGGAUUGAAUACCAUCGGAAUGGCGUGAGCCUUGGUGAGGCAUUCGCGGACAUCGAGCGAGGCCCAGGAUUGGCACUCUUUCCGGCUGUCUCGCUCUCGUACAACGACAGUCUCACGGCUAACUUCGGAGGAUCCCCGUUUAGACAUCCCAUUCCUGGGUACAGGGCAUUGCAGCUGCCUCCGAAGCAGCUGCUGGAACACGCGGAUCAUCUUCUUCAGUACCUGGCAAAUCUCUCAAGGCUCAUUUCGCGCUCCAAGAAGCCCGCAGAGCAUGAAAAGAGCACCACAGACUCGGUAUUUAUGGUGGUGGCGGCGCUUCUGGUGGAGGAACUUGCACCAUUGCUCACUAAUUCUUAUGUCGUGGAAGACAAGCUGUUCUCCUACUUGAGAAGCAUGUGUGUCAUCCGGAGUGAUCCGAGUCACAAUAUUGUUAUCCAUCCGGGACUGCCAGAUUCUACACUGGGAACAUUUCUCACUCUUCUGUGGACAUACAUGGAGUCCGAUGAGAUUAAAGCCGUGCUCAUAAAGCUUAUCAGUCUAAUUGGCAGCAGCUACAAAGAGACUCCAAUUGAUCUGGAGUAUGAGAAGCAAAGGAUGGUCAUUGUUAUUCUCACGUGCAUCUGUAAUCAUCCGGAAACGAGAAAAUAUCUCCUAAUUGAGAGGUUUUUCGAGAAAAACUGUCUACCACUCUUCCUGUACAUCAAGCCACCCGACGAGGCGGCGCUGGAGCGUCUCUUGCCAGACGAUCACAUCUGGACAGAGGGAAUUGGCGGCCGGAAGGAUCUCUACUUGGCUGCCUGUGAGAAGUUGAACGCCUGCACAACUACUCUCUACACACUCCAGAAGAAUCUCAUCUCAGUCCUUCUCAAUCACCGUGAUGGGCGACCAGACAAUCCAUCGAGUAGAAGAAUUUUCCUCACAAAGUUCAGGAAUUACGUAAUGGAGAACAGCUUGGAACAUCGGAGUCUCUCAAUGCAAAAUACCUACGCGACUCCCACACAACCCGCUGUGGCGCUAUCCUUUCUCUGUAUCCUCCUCGACGUUAGUCGCCAACUCCUCGCCACGGAAGUGCCCCAAAAGCCCAUCCAAGUUGAUCCAGUUAAUUUCUACAACGAUGCUUUCACGUACUUUCACUUUGACCGACUCGGUGGCGUUCUAUCGCAUCUGAAAAAGGUGUUCCGCAGUGAAAUGAUCAGUGUUCUGGGAGAGAGUCAUCCCGCAAUAAUUCCUCUGGCCCCUGACGUUGCUGCACGACAAGAUUCUGCGGAUUUCUAUUCCGCCAUGCUGAUGAUAACUGGACAUCAGCCGAAUCCAAAUUACCCAGCGAAUCUGCCCAGAAACAUCUUUCCAGUGCGACAGGUGGGAAGUCCCGUGAGGAGAGGCAUUGACAGGAAUAGUAAUCAGUCACUUGAUGAGCUUCUGGAUUGCUCAAUUUUCUACUACUACGCAGUGGCUCACAAAUACAUUGUAAUGAUCGCUGAUUUGCGUGAUAACAUUGCAAUGUUGUCAGGAAUUCUCUCAGAGACGAAAGAUUGCUCAGAUGAAGUGUUGAAGACUCUUGAGGAGCUCAAAGAUGUCAAUGGGACUUUGUCCAAUACGCACGAUGAUAUUCUCCUGGAGAUUCAGGAGCGUUUUGGCCAGAGGAAGAGCAUCUUUGCGAAGAGAUCGAUGGAAUUGGCGAGAAAACAAGCAUGGUAUCGUUCAGUGGCUCUUGGAUCGCAUCGACGAGAUCUUCUGUGUUGGCUUCUAAAGCUCAUCUUUGACACUCUCCAAUCAUCCUCGAGUCAAGGAGUACUUUUCUCCUUUGUUCCUGAAACUUACAUUAAUGUCCUGCCGAUUCUGCUGGACACAGUGUUGGAUUUUAGCUUUCACGACAUGAAUCUUCAGCACGAUCUCACAGAUUCGAUGGACAUUGUGAUGAGUGCGGCGGAAUUUCUUGCUGCUCACUCAACGGAUCCUCGAGUGGUUCUCGCUUCUUGCAAGGACGCCCUCCUGCAGGCAUUGGGGACAGUUACGUGCCACGAGGUGGGCAUCAGAGCGCUUGAGAAGACAUCGGCAAGCAGCCAAUUGGCGAUGGUGCACUCUCUGCUGCGUCCCUAUGAAAAUCGCGCUUGGGGUCAAAGUAAUUGGCUCCUCUUGCGCUUCUGGCUGGGCGAAGGAUUUGCCUACAGGGAAUCUCGACCUACCAGUAUUUGGCAACAGGGUGAUUUGACUUCUUCGGCUCUGGGACUGUUCAGGAGUCGCGGAAAGAAUGGUUCCCAUACAGGACUUCUUCAUCACAUAGCACCAGCAUGUCCAUCGCGUCACUUCCAGAACAUCAUCAGUCGCAUUCUACUGGCUGAUGAGCCAUACUGCACAAUUUUCCUCAACUCUCUGCUGUCGCAGCUCAAUUGGGCAUUCUCGGAGUUUAUUCUGCUGCUGCAGGAGAUUCAGACUGCCAAUAGACGCACAGAUCAGCAUCAAAGCAUCGACUCUAGACAGUUGAAGAUUUGCUCGAUGUGUUUUGAACUCACAGUAUCGCUAAUGCGCGCUCUGGAGAUGAUUAUCACCAUUGCACCGGGCAUCUUUCAGGAUCCCUCACGUGCCAACAGUGAUCUGCUGCUGGGGCGUGUGUGUCAACUGGCCAGUCAAGUCUUAUCACGAGUCACAACGCCGCCGGGGUGUUUUCAGUAUGUUCUCGAUCUCUGUCUACCAGAUCUGAGCAGUGUCACUCACUUUGCCAUCAUCUCGGCGGUUUUGGGCAUUCUCUUGGCACUCAUGAAGGAUGAAAUUGAGGAAGAGGACUUUGUCGUGAGCAAGAUUCCGAGAGUGUCUCGUUGUCUUCUCAUUGAGCCAAGUUUUCAGUGCAUCACACUUGAGUUUGCCUUGGGAGAGGCUAAAUUGCCGCCGGUAAUUCAACAAGUGUGGCCAGCAGAUGUUGCACCGGACAAUCCGGCCCAGAGUCCUGAGCAAUUUCACCAGGAUCCUCCUGUAUUGACCUUCAAUCUGGCUGACUAUCCCACACACAUCACAGCUGAGGAGUUGAUCAAGGUGCGACAGAUGAUCAAGAUUCUUCAGAAGCGACAAACCAUGAUGUCUGAGGUGACAAUCUUAUCAGAAGAUUCCCUCUGUUCCAUCUGCUACGCAAAAGCCAUAUCCUGUGAGUUUCUCCCGUGCCAACAUCAAUCUUGCGGAAACUGCAUUGUUCAGCAUUUGCUCAGCAACAAGCUCUGCUUCUACUGCAAGACACCAAUUGUGUCGGUGAAGGCAUUCGAUGGCACAAUUCUCUACGAGAAUGCCCAAAUCUCUCUGUCAUCUGAGGACAGCACAGAGUAUUUCCCCUCAUGAAUCUCUCAAUUGAAGGUGUGUUCAACAACCACUGCCACAAAUUGCAAUCUAUCAGCUAAAUCGCCUCAAACUCUAGUCAAUUUUCUAGUGAAAAUAUUUGCAAUCGCUUUCGCGCGCGUGUGUGUGUUUUAGUCAAUGUUGAAUUGAUUCCAAAAUUUUAGCAUUCCAAGCCACUUGUAAGAUUAUGAUAUUGCUCGCUAUCAGCACAGUAUCUCGAAAGUAGGUUCGUGUCAGAAAUAGUGAAGCAUCUCACGUGGAUUCCGUGGAAGAAAGCAGAAAUUCUGACGUAGAACAUUAUACUUCGAAAUAAAUGGUAUUGUUGCACAAAA